Durusdinium trenchii is the source of this 1867-nucleotide messenger RNA. Lineage: Eukaryota; Dinophyceae; Suessiales; Symbiodiniaceae. The record is from the annotation of a GenBank genome assembly.
UUGUGAACCCACCCUGUGAAUGGUCGUAGGACCCUGGCCUUUUACGCAGCAUUCGCAGGUUGCCAAAGUUGCCAAAGUGUGCCUUGUUGUGUGGACUAAUACCAGUCUUAUUCUUUCUUCAAUCAACUUAGGCCAAGUGACUCUGGCUGGGCUUUUGAGUGGAUUUGAAGAUCCGGCAGGUUUAUCACCCCUCAGCAGGCGGCGGUUCUGUCACAAUCUUCCCAUGGCUGGCGGACCUUCCGACCUUUUCCAUGGCUGGCCCUGCUGAAGGGCAUAGCCAGCCUGCUACGCCCGCUGGCCUCGAGAGGCGUCGACGCUUCGCCUCUCGCGCCGACGUUUUGUCCAAUCUCAACUCACAGUUCCAGAUUUCAACUACCCAACUCUGCUUCUUCUGCUUCUCGCGAAAGAAAUGCAUGUGAUUCUGAGAAUCAUUGAAUGUCUCAGCAAGGGCAUCGUGAGCUUCAUUUUUCUUUCCUUCCUGGUGCUUUGUGUGUGCUUGCUGCGUGGCCUCCCAGCCCGAGCACCCCAACAUCCCAGUGUGAAGGAGGGCGUUCAGUGGAGCUGGGUGGUCUUCAUGGGAGCGGUCUACACCCUGACCUACUUCACCACCGACCAAUAUGUGCCAAACCUUCCGGAGAUGGGCCUGGAUCUCAACGGAUCGCAAGGACUCAUGAGCUUCACCGUGCAGAUGAAUUUCGUGGUGAAAGCCUUCUCGGGCGUCUUCACGGCAGGCCUGUCCGAUCGCAUCGGACGGAGGCCCACGUUGCUGGUGUGCAUCUUUGUGCUGAGCUUGGCCAGCUUCUGCUGCGGAUCUGCCCAGCGCGUGGAGUGGUUCGUGGCCGCUCGCAUCCUGCAGGGCAUGGGCGAAUCUGCGGAGCCGGUGAUCUUCGCCAUGGCGCGAGACUACUUCACCGACCCGGAGCAACGCUUUAGGAUGGUGGCAGCUUUAAAUGUGAUGUCCAUUGGUGGCAUGUUGGUGGCACCCGUGGUGGGAGGCUUUGUGUCCGAAUUCUCCAGCUGGCGGGUGCCCUUCUGGGCUUUAGCGCUGACCUGGGCUCUUCUGGGGAUUUAUGCGUGUGGUACCAUGGUGGAAAGCUGCCCCGAUCAGCAAAGUGACACCAGUCUGAAGGAUGUGUUGAAGAUUUUCCAGCCAGAGCUUCUUUGGCUCUUGCUGAGUGAGAGUUGCAUGAUGGCGGCCUAUCUGACUUUCAAUGCCAAUGUGAGCUACCUGGUGCAGGUCGUCUUCCGAGACUCGACCAUGACCACUUCGAUGAUUAUGUUGACCUUCGGAGCGCUGAACGGACUUGGCUUAUUGGUGAUGAAGCGAAUUCUCUCUGGGAACCUUCUUGAGGCUGCCAAGACUGCAGUUUGGAUAUAUGCAUCCACUGGCCUCAUCUUCUCAAUUCUUGGGUUAUUCUUCUCUCAGUUCAUGUGGGCAUACUUGCUUGGAUCCUUUCUACAGGCGAGUGUUGGCGUAAUGGCGCUGGUUUCCGUGAAUGUCCUAUUUUUUGAACCCUUGAAAGAUUGCGCGGGCAUGGCCGCUGCAUGCGAAAUUUGUGCCAAGAGCGUCAUUCCAUGUCUCUACUCAAUGAUGGCGACACAGUCUUUGAUCUUUUCAGGUGCAUUUGGCCUGAUCCAAUGUCAGGCUCUUGCCUGUCUGGUGUCUGGGCUGGUCUUCUCUUGCUUCGCACGAUCGCCUCCCCCCUGGGCUUUGGAGGCCUCUGAAAGGCCUGGGUCAGACUAUCUUGCUGUCUCCGAGUAAUGUCCGCCGCGAGUGGUGAAGCCGUUGCGAUGUCCCGACCGGCUUUCUAAGUCCGUUGAAUGAGUCCAUUUUUGGAUCAAAGAACGAGGGCGGUCGGAGAAAAGA